Mytilus californianus (California mussel) is the source of this 2980-nucleotide messenger RNA. RefSeq names its product endoglucanase E-4-like. The record is from RefSeq and is a predicted model, not a curated record. Gene Ontology annotation, biological process: carbohydrate metabolic process. The transcript is spliced from 14 exons. Gene Ontology annotation, molecular function: hydrolase activity, hydrolyzing O-glycosyl compounds. Lineage: Eukaryota; Metazoa; Mollusca; Bivalvia; Mytilida; Mytilidae. Bases 106 to 2829 code for a protein of 907 amino acids.
UUUAACAAUCACGUGAUUCUCGUGGCACUUUCAUUUGUAUACAAUACAGUCAGUUUAAAGUAUAUCUGUCAUUUGGAUUUAACACAAUGUCAUGAAUUUAUAAAAAUGCAUUCGUCUUUGAUUUUGAUCUCUUUUACAACGUUAUGGACAUUAACAUAUGCAACGGUUCCAAUGAUUAAGGCGCAAACUUGGACAAAAGAUGAUUUGACGAGACAACAUGCACACUGCACAUUUAAUUUAACAGAAAAGAUGACAAAAGGUGCUUGGAAAAUGUCUAUAAAUACAAAUAUUCCAACGGAAAAAAUUAAGUUAUGGGUAAUGAAAGUCGUGGAACACUCAGCAGACGGUAAAACUUAUCAACUGAAAAGCAAAUACGAGUACUGGCCACAAACGAUUGAUGUUCAGUUCAGAUUAACAUAUAAAAAAGGUGACAUUCCUUUGGACGGAUCUUGUUCAAGUAAUGUCGAACCAAUAGAAGAACCGGAAACGGCAGCAGCCCCUGCCACAAUUAUUGAAUCGACAAACAUAAUAGAGAGACACGAAUGGAAAAAAGAUGGAAAAAUGUAUAUGAAUGGGAAAUGUGUUUUACCCAUAGCUGAAACUUUGAACGAUUUUUACAUUGCCAUUACCUUAGACCAAGAUACAUCUGGAAUUAAAAAUUGGAUUGGAAAUACAUUUUCUGAGGAUUCCAAUGGACGAUGGUAUAUAUUGAAAAAUAAGUGGACUACGCAUCCACCUGAAUUGCAAUUUACUUUUAAAAUUACUUUUGAUUCCGACACAAUGCCAAAUGGAAACUGCGCAAUUUUAACUGGAGGCAAUCCAGAACCUCCAUCUACACAAAGUCCAACACCUGCCCCUACAAUACCGUCAGAAGAAACGACAACAGCGAACAUGGUUAUAGUUAACAGUUACCAAGACAACAACAAAAUGAAGAUGCAAGCGACAUGUGACUUACCAAUUGAUACGCCUCUCGAAAGUUUUUACAUACUGUUGUUUUUUACAGAGGACACGUCUGAUUUAGAGAUAUGGAUUGGACAUGAAGAACAAGCAGACCCCGAUGGUCGGUGGUAUUUAGUGAAAAACAACCAUAACGCCAAUCUACCUUCAAUUAGUUUUCCGUUUCACGUUCGUUACUCUAGUUCACAGGAGCCUUCCGGGAUUUGCAAACUUUAUAACGGAGAUUUGGAGCCAAUCACAUUAAAACCAACCACACCAACAACUUCAACUGAGCAACCAACUACCACAACUUUGCCGAUUACAACUACUCAACAACGAUCUUCACCGAUUACAAUUACUACUAGGCCACCAACAAGACUGACUUCAACUACACAAUCUCCGACGACAAUUACUACUAGGCCACCAACUUCACCAACUACAACUACUCAACAGCAAACUACUCAACAAAGGUCUACUACAACGACAUCACCAUCAACAACAACAACAACAACACCAGAGGCAACCACGACAAAACAGUCAGUUGCGACUAAAUAUGACUAUCGAAAAGUUUUAGAAUUAUCCAUUUUAUUCUACGAGGCUCAAAGAUCAGGUAAACUUCCGUCUAAUAACAGAAUCCCGUUCAGAGGUGACUCAGCACUUGGUGAUAAAGGACUCUCAGGCGAAGAUUUAACCGGUGGCUGGUAUGACGCUGGUGAUGGUGUAAAAUUCAAUUUACCAAUGGCCAGCGCGACUACCGUUUUGUCCUGGGGACUGAGUCAGUGGCAAGAUGCCUAUAAAGCAGCUGGACAACUUGAACUGAUGUACGAUUCAAUAAAAUGGCCAUUGGAUUACUUAGAAAAAUGUUGGACAGAAAGCAAGAAUCUGUAUUAUUGUCAGGUGGCAGACGGCAAUAAAGACCAUGCAUUUUGGGGACGACCUGAAGAUAUGACGUAUACCAGAGACGCAUUUGCUGUAUCAACCGGCAAACCUGGCAGUGAUGUUGCCGGUGAAACUGUGUCAGCAUUUGCAUCUGCAUCGAUUGCAUUUGCAACAAAAGAUCCCGCUUAUUCAGCUAAAUUGUUGUCAAAGGCCAGAACGUUGUAUACAUUUGCGAAAACAUACAGAGGCAAAUACAGUGAUUCUGUACCAGAAGCAAAUCCGUUUUAUACAUCGUAUAGUGGAUAUGAGGACGAACUUUGUCUCUCAGCGGCAAUGUUAUACAAAGCAACGAAAGAACAAAAGUAUCUGAAUGACGCUGAAGGAUUUGCAACCACAAACGCAGGAUGGGCAUUUUCUUGGGACGAAAAAAUUGUUGCUUGUCAGUUGCUACUUUUCAAAGAAACUGGUGACCAGAAGUACAAGACUCCUGUCGUUAAUUUCAUUAAGGAUUUUAUGAGUGGAAGUGUUAAACAUACCAACUGUGGUUUAGCAUUCAGACUGAAAUGGGGAUCAAAUAGAUAUGCUGCAAAUGCUGCAUUUAUUGCUUUAAUGGCGGCUGAUACACCAGGAUUUUCCAAAGCCGAAGAAUAUAAAACAUGGGCCAUGUCACAGAUACAUUAUAUGCUCGGCGAUAACAAUUACAAAAUGAGUUACCAGAUUGGGUAUGGUAAUAAUUAUCCAAGGAAGCCACAUCACCGUGCCAGUUCAUGUCCUGAUAUGCCAGAACCUUGCAAUAAUGCACAACAGUAUUCACCAUCUGACAAUCCACAAAUUCUUUAUGGUGCCCUAGUUGGUGGACCUGAUGAAAAUGACUUUUAUGAAGACAAUCGUAACGAUUACAUCAAAAACGAGGUGGCAGUUGACUACAACGCUGGGUUUCAGUCUGCCGCCGCAGGUCUACUUCAUUUUGCCAUUGAAGAAACUCUGCCUCAAGCACCACCAUCAAAAUGUUAAUGACUUCCGAGAGGAAGCGAAAGCUACAAGUUUUUAAUGACUUCCAAGGGAACUAUUAACUAGUAUCUAGUUAUGGAAAUUGUUUUUAAUGACUACCAAGGAAACUAUUAACUAGUAUCAAGUUAUGGAAAUAAUAAAUAUUCUAAUAUAG